AUGCGUGGAAUCUCUGGCUUCGGCCUCACGAGCCUGGCCCUCUCCGCUGGGCUCGCGAAUGCCAUCGAUCUGGAUGUAAAUAACCGGGACUCGGUCCUCAAGGCCAGCAAAAUCGUGGUGGACAACAUCCUCUCCGUGUACAAUAACUACACUGAGAGUCCAGGCGGAAUACCCGGGCUGCUCCCUCAGCCAUACUAUUGGUACAAUGCAGGCAAUAUGUUCAACUCACUGAUCAAGUACUGGGCCCUGUCCGGAGACCAGUCCAUUGUUCCUACCCUCCAGUCGGCUCUCGUCUUCCAGCUUGGCCCGGACUUCAACUAUAUGCCUCCAAACCAGAGCAAGUCUCUCGGCAAUGACGAUCAAGCUGCCUGGGCUCUGGCGGCGAUGAGCGCUGCGGAGUACGAUCUCCCGGUUCCGAAUGACUUGUUGUCCAACAACAUCACCUGGGCGAGCAUUGCGGAUACUGUGUUCAAGGAGCAGGUCGCUCGAUGGGACACGGAAAGUUGCGGUGGAGGCUUGAGGUGGCAGAUAUUCACCUUCAACAACGGCUACAACUAUAAGAACUCCAUCUCUCAAGCGAGCUUCGCAUCGCUUGCUGCACGCCUCCACCGCUUCACCGGCAAUUCCACCUUCUAUGGCGAAUGGGCUACACGUGCGGUGGAGUGGACGAGAAGCAUUGGUCUGAUGAAUCAGAACGGCCAGACUUUUGACGGCACGGACGCUACCACGAGCUGCUCUGAGAUCAACCGUCUUCAGUGGACAAACAACGCUGGACUGUUUCUCACUACUGGAGCUUACUCUGCGAACGCGGUAUACUCCGCUACAGGUCGAUACUGGUCCGAACUCAAUCAGCUCGUCACAAACAGUUCACUGAGGAUCUUCGUGUAUGAGGAUAGGAACAUCAUCUAUGAGGUCGCUUGUGAACCAUCCGAUAACUGCAACAUCGAUCAGACGGGGUUCCGGGCUCAAUUUGUUCGCAGUCUCGCCACGUACAGAGAUAUGGCGCCUGCUUCCGACGACAGUGUCUAUCGGCAGAACAUCACAGCGGUCCUGCGCGCAUCCGCCACCGCUGCUGCGGCCGCAUGUGUCUACGGCGAGAACGGUACCUCUUGCGCCAACAGCUGGUACGAUCCCGUCGACGACACGGAGGACUAUUACGGGCAAAUCAAUCAGAACCUCAACGCACUGGAGGUGUUCCUCGCUAAUCUGCCAAGUGGGGACAUCAAGAUGGGCGUUGGCAGUACCAACGGAACAGGAGUUGGAGGUUCUCUCGGGGGAGGCGCCAAUGGGACUGAGCGUGGCGAUGGCAAUGGCAGUGGAACUGGUUCCAACAGCCCGCAGUCUUCUGGAGAUGGGACAGGAGCUGCCUCCACUUUGAUGGUGUCGUCCAUGCUCGCAGUGGUCGGAAUGUUCGUCGAACUGUUUGUUCUUGCAUAG
Messenger RNA from Zymoseptoria tritici IPO323, 1437 nucleotides. RefSeq names its product putative mannan endo-1,6-alpha-mannosidase (gene DCW1). Gene Ontology annotation, molecular function: mannan endo-1,6-alpha-mannosidase activity. NCBI's taxonomy places the organism in Eukaryota, Fungi, Ascomycota, Dothideomycetes, Mycosphaerellales, Mycosphaerellaceae. Gene Ontology annotation, biological process: carbohydrate catabolic process; fungal-type cell wall biogenesis. The record is from RefSeq and is a predicted model, not a curated record. Bases 1 to 1437 code for a protein of 478 amino acids. The transcript has 3 exons.